AUGGAGGCUUGGAAUUGCUUGCGCGACAUAUUCCACGAUAAUAAACACUCUCGUGCUGUAACCCUUGAGUACGACUUCAUUUAUGUCAAUAUUACAGAUUUUUCGAAUGUCUCUACCUAUUGUCAACAUCUCAAAUCUCUGGCGGAUCAACUCAAGAAUAUAGGCUCCCUAGUUGCUAACGAUCGACUAGUUCUUCCACUGAUCUCUCGCUUUACCGAGCCCUACCAAGGUGUGGCCACUCUUAUUAGCCAACGUGACCUAUUGCCUCAAUUUUAUCAAGCCCGUUCGAUGCUCACUCUUGAGAAGGCUGGUCGUGCUAAGAAAAUGUCCCAAAGCUCCUCCGCUGCCUUAGUUGCUCGCUCGUCCGAGGGUUCUCCACAUAUUCUUGAUAAUUUCUCUUAUAACCGCAAUUCUAAUAGUUGGAAGAAAAACCACAACCGAAGUAAUAAUGGGGAAAAUAUCGCGACAAUAAUAGUAGUCGUGGAGGCGGCAAAGGAGCUGCCAUCAGCUGCGGUAAUACAGGUCGUGGUGGUCAGUUGGGAGGCGGCAACAACCGCGGUACUAGGCAGCUGUCAACGGGGCAAAAUCCUCUGCCCUAUUCUCCAUGGGCUGGCGAGAAGCAGUGGUUGUGGAUGA
Messenger RNA from Solanum dulcamara, 636 nucleotides. RefSeq lists its product as uncharacterized. Bases 1 to 636 code for a protein of 211 amino acids. Lineage: Eukaryota; Viridiplantae; Streptophyta; Magnoliopsida; Solanales; Solanaceae. The record is from RefSeq and is a predicted model, not a curated record. The transcript has a single exon.